UGUCUAAUGUCUGAUAAAACUCUAAAUGAUUUGGAUUAUACACGAAUUCUUUGGGAUCAGGACGCAGGGAGUAGCCCGAGAAUUACGUCUCGAUUCACAAGGAGGCACAUCCCUACUUAGACAUGCUUUUAUGUUUUAGUUUAUUCGUUGCACUGCUAUACGACACAGUUCUAGCAAAUGUGUGUAGUUAUACCUACAAGACAAGUCCCAGAAACAUCUCGGCUUCUUCCACGAAUACAGGCCAUGACAAAUGCAAAUAUUAUAUACAGACUAGUAGGAACUAUUACAUAGUCCUAAACUUCACCAAUAUAUAUGGAUUCUGGCCGGGGCACCAGGAUACAAAACAAAAUACAAACAAAUGUUUGCCAAAUCUGGUGAUCAAGGAGAUUACACCGGAUGGGAAGGAAAAAGAGAUGGCAGUGAUAUGUGAAAAAAACCACAAUUAUAACCCCCCCAAAGUCUUUCAGUCUAGGACUCAGUUAGUACAGUUAACUUAUUCGUGGGUGCCUGGAGAACGCAGUGGAUUUCAUUUAGAGUAUUUUGAGGAAGAAUGUGCAUUUCGAUGUGAUGAUUAUAGUUGUUUACCAUUAGCCUCACUACCUGUAGUCUGUGACGGGUUCUUGGACUGUCCAGAUAAUUCGGACGAAAAGGACUGUAACGCAUUAUCAACGACCGACCCAAGUCGGACGUCGGAAAGUAGUAACAUUAACUUGAAUUUAGGUGCUUCUGCAACUGGUGACUAUAUCCAAACUAUUGUGAUUGUGAUAGCCGUUCUAUUUACUCUCUGCGUGAUAAUCUGUGUUGUCUGCUAUUACUGUGCACUGUCGCGGCCAUCUUGGGGCGAUCAUCGACAGCGGCUUAGCGACCAUCUAAGUACUAGUAGCGAACACAAUCAACUACGGACAAAUACGCCACCCCUGCCAAGACAUUCUGAGGUGGUCUAUGUGCCCCCUCACAACCGGUCAUACCGAGAUCUUCAUACAGAGGGGCGGACGCGCCCCCACCCCUUCCAGCACUCAAUGACUGAACCCGUGGACCUCCCGCCUCACAUCCCAAUAUCGGGGGAUGGCGAGGAGGGGUAUUCGCGUAGUCAGCAACUCUUACAAUGUGAUACAAGCGACGAAGUCGAACGUGGGUGUAUUCGAUCGCCACCUAAUGUGACUAUAUCCCAAUUUGACAGUAAAUGGCGGGAGUCGUCAUCAUAUCUCACACCAUCUCAUAACUUACUAGAAAAACACAAUAGCAAAUUUCCCGUGAUCCGUGAUGGUAAUGGCUCGCCGAUGUCAAUGAAAUGCUAUAGUUCGUCGAAUAACAAUAAUCCAAAUAAGCCCAAUUCUAGAACACAUAGGACUUCGCCACAAAUAGUUGGGCACUCGCGGCAUAGCAGUGGCAGUAGUGCGAAUUCAUCAAACUCUGAGCGACCGCCCGAAUAUAGCGAAGUGAUAGCAAAUAUGGACUCAUUUGGCGGUAAUACGACGACAGGCGGAGGUGUAUGAUAGGGAGCUUUGGCGGGAUAUUGUCGGAUUAUUUGACAGACUGGUUCCCAUCUUCGUCUACGGCCUGCUGAUAUGGCGUACCGAGUGCGUUAACCAGCCCAGGUAUUCCCGCGUAGUGUCUCUUGCUCAAAAUACAUGUGGAUACUACGACUAGUGUGGCCUGGCGUUGCUAGACGCGGUGUUGUAAACACCAUGUGAUUUGAUCGUGGAUUAGAACCAACGCCAUCUUGUGGUUAAUUUUCGUACCAACAGCUACCGUGUAUCAUUGUUCAUUUACCAUGCUUCUCAGUGAUGAUAUCAUCGUUGCAGUUCUAGCGAUGGUGGAUCUUGGAUAUCGUCCGGUUUGUGGCUGAACCCUGCUGUUAGAAAGUCUCAUUGUAGCGCAUCUUAACCGGAUCGAACCGGCUCGUUCUUCCGAUGAGGAUCUUAUUUGGUGGAUUAGCGGCCACUUCCAAAAUUAACGGCAGAUGUAAUUAUGCAAUGACAUCACUUUUAAUCCAGGAAGGCGUUAAUUCUCAUUUGGAUUUUAAACGUGGAUGUGGAAUACUGUGUUAAAGCCUCUACACGACGUGACAGGAUUGGAAAUUUUAGAACAAGUCCUGAAGUCCGUAAAAUGAUCAAGACAUUACAUGAACUGCGGUUUCUCAAAAUAUCAGAGCAUGCAUUUUUACCACUGGAAUCAGUUCUGAUAUCUUGAGGAAUAUGCACACAAACUGUAGAAUUUUUAAAGAGUCACUGAAGUCAUGUUUGUUCAUUGAAAAAUCACGUACAGAGUGAAAUUUUUAAAAAGUCACAACCGUUAGGUUUUUUUUUAAUUAAUGAAUUUACAUUAUCAUAAAGUAUAAGUUGUGAUGAUUUAAAUAAUCACAAUGUUUGUGGUAUUUUUCAAAAAGGCAUGGUUACUGUGACACUUUAAGAAACCUCAUCAACUGUGAUUUUGUUACACACGACUGGUUGGGGAAGAUCUUGCCUGCCGACGGUUGUUGGACUCGAAAGUUUCAUCCAAAACUGACGACAUGAAUGCUGUGCAGUGUGUACGUGGUGUAGGUUUCCCGUGGUCAAAAGUGGGCCAUCUUGUGAAUCUCAUGACAGAGCUGGCAGUGUGUUAUAUGGUGCUUAUCGUAAGUCCACAUCACUAUCGGUCGCAGACGAACCCUUAAUUCAUGUCUUGCACUUGGCUCUGGUAUGGUGCUUUGAGUGAAAUAUGAAGUCACGUUUUACCUGUAUACGACAACUGAACAAAUUUUGACAUUAAAAUCAUUGAAAUUGACUUAAAAUGAGUGGUGCAGGGGCUUCAUCAGGGUCGUUUUAGUUGUAGUUUUGAAAUGGAAAUAAGUAAAUUGGCAGAAUUAUUUGUUGACUUCCACUGUCAGUUUAAUGAUGAUUUGCCUCCAUAUUCCACAUGUCGCACCGGGCAUCCUCCGUGCCGUAGAUUUGAAUUUAGGGUUCGUUUAUGACCUCCACAUUAUGUAUGUAUAUAUGUAAUACAAAAAUUCCAAAUACCUGCUAGUGUAUUGUAAUGUGAGUGCAUACAGAAUGUCAUCUCGGGUUAGAAUGACACAGAUAUUUCUACAAACUCUUUUAGGACCUCCCGCUCCCGAGGUUAAACGGAAGAGCGGCAUCAAGACAUUUCCUUGAGCGAAGCUAAUUGGUGGUUUCCCUUCAUGGCAAGCAUGACACGGCGUAAAAAUGAUGUUACGUAGCAUAUUACAAAGCCUUUCAGCGCAAAUGAAAGCGGCGGUGUUCCAGAUCUCAGUUAUAGGGGGUGUUGGUGGUGUUUAACCGAAGUGUCCAUGUUGCUCAAAGUUUGGGGCAGAAACUAGUCUUAGGAUGGGCAUGUGUUAUUUUUGGCUGCAAAAUCUUUAUGUUUUUGUAAUGUUGAUGGACAGGCCCGCGAUUCGGGCUGUCUGUACGUAUAUGUAUAUAUCUGUACAUGUAAUACCACAAGAGACUUCUGGCAUGUAAUGCGCCGUUUCAUUUCAACUACUUGCCUCGCCUGUGUAAGCGAUCAUCUGAUGAUCAAACAGACAGUGAGGUAUAGUGGAUUCAGUCCGAUCUUAAGAACAUCGCUUCAAAAGAUAUUAAUAUUGAAGCGGUUUUCUGAAGGUCAUGACUUCUAGUCUGAUUUGCAUAUUCCUAAGUCGUGGAACUCGUUGGCGUGUAAAACACGUCGGUUUAUAUCGCAAUUUGUAGUAAAGAUACAAAGUUGUCCAGUCGUGAGAUGUGAAUGGAGACUGGCGCGUACCUGCUAUUGGUUUUUAAAAUGUUGAUAAGAGGAUACUUAAUGGAAAAGAAAUAUGUUUUAUAUAUUUCUAAUUUUCCAUGCAAGGUGAUGUCAUUGUGUUUAGCCCUCCAUCUGUACAGCGUUUAUUUAUUUAUUUCGAGGGAGGCUUUGAUUACGACACUUUCGGUUUGAAUAAGGGGCACCAAUGGUACCGAUGGUAUUCACUUGGGAAUAAUAAUUUGGGAAUUCCGAUUUGAGAAAUUGUGAUUCCGAUGAGUUCUUUUAAUGGAAUGAUUGAUUAACUAAUAAUUCAUUCAAUAUUGAUAAUUAGUUACUGAUAAAGAGAUAAUUAAUCAUUUGCUAUCAAUCAAUGUUUUUAAUCUGUAAACAACUUAAGAAUGACUAUUCACCUUCUCUGGGCUCUGUGGAGUGCCACAGUCUGGAAAGUCUGUGAAGGACGUCUUCCCACCCCCAAGAAAAACAGACAAUAAACAGGAAUUGAUAAUCUGUUUUGUGGGUAUUUGAUUAAAAAUUCGCCAAACUGCGGUCACAUGUCGCCCAUUGUACUUAAAAUGGUCAGACAAGUCCUCAUGCGAAUACCGAGGUAUAUCAACAUUUUGUUGCGUCAUCAGCGCGGAAAGUGUUAGCAUUGGUGUCAGGCUGUCGCAUCCACCAUCACCCCCAAGUGUUGUUUCUACUAAUUUUUAUAUGCGCUGCUUUCAUGUGCGCUGUGAGAUCGUCAUUCAUUAGUUGCUUUCAGCUAAUUUUCCAUUCGAGGAGGACAAAGUCCUGCCAGGUCCAUUGUGUAUCAUAUUGCCUUUACUCUUUUCUUGUUCAGAAUCGCUAACUUGAAGAUUUGUCGAAGUCGAGCACUGUUUUUUUCAGAACGAUUAACCGGGCAACAUCACAAAACAAAGUGGUUGUGUUGGAAUGAAUAUUGAUACUGUCGACCCCUUUAUUUUUGUGAGCCUAAUAUUUACGCGUUAGGGGCAUGAUCAGAACUUUUAGACGAGGCGCAAGUAUCUUCAGCUCAGUGGCUUUGUCAUUGGAAAAUGAACUAUUUUGCGGAAAUGAAUGGAAACAAAAUCUGAAAGGGAGGUUUUCCUGCAUACCCUGGCCCGCAAAAAUAAACAGGAUUUAUCACAGCACCAUACAAGAUUGUGAUGAGCGAGAAAAAGACUGAUCAGACCGAUGAAAUUCCUCGUAAUUAUGCUUCCAAAUUGAAAUUUUACAGUAACAGAACUGAUUGAAGAUGAACUGACACACUACAGUAUUCUGUAAACAGACCAAUUUUCAGUGGUGUUUAAAUUUUGCAAACUUCUCCAAUAAUAUCUUCCCUUUUUUGGAAAAACCAGAACAAAAAUUCGUAAUCCGCCAAAUAUAAAAUGGUGACCAUUUUCAUUUUUCUAGAAAUUUUUGCGACAUGCAAGAAUUAUGUGAAAUUAUUACCUGGAUGGAAAGUCACUACAACGAACUCCCGACAUUGAAAAUGGUUAAAUGCAGUUCAAGGUAUUUUUUUCCAAAUGCCUGUGGCUUUCUCUAUCAGACAUGAGGUUUAUUGGAACAACCACGAAAACAGUUCCUGAAACGAAGGAGUCUGAUUUUGUAUUGCUGCGUCAGUGUACACAUUUAGUCUGUCUUCGGGUGAGAGUCUGCAUGAAACUGUAGAAGAGGUAAUAAGUGAGCAGUAUUGCCGUAUUUUUCAGAAGACCGAUGACAAAAGCACAAAAAUGUAAGGUAACCUCAGUGAUGUAGUAUCUCAUGGUUUCUUCCCCAGUUAACCAUGUUUAUAAAAAGUGACAAUUUUGUUUAAUCCAGGCUGGAUUUUUGCCGCGUUUUAAAAAGCAAAUAAGAAUAUGGAUAUUGAAAAAUCAUUGAUCGAAUUUGAAUUAUAAUUUCACAAAAAAGUUUGGUUGAUAAAUAUCCAGGUUGCAAGAUUCUGUUGUUGAUGAAGAAUUUGUUGGUGUCGCCCGGCUUUCUGCAGUUAUCACAUCAAAGAUUUAAUGAAAUUUGUUAUCAAUGAUGAGGAUGUCUUAGUUUAGUAUUUAUUUUAUUUAUUUAUCUUCCCCUCCCAUCGUUAUACUAUUUUCAUGACAGACAAGAACCCCCCCCCCCCUACGGUAUUUUGUGUUUGUGUCCCAACGGCUUGAAAGUUUCCAUUAGCAGAUGUGCAUCGUGUCCAAAAUUUUAAAAAAACAUUUAUUCCAGCAUCUCAUGGUGGCUGCACCAAAGUGUGAAAGACUGCAUGUUCCGAGUGUGUCAGUGAUGGGUGAAUUUCCCGAAGUGUGUUCAGAUCCUCCUAAAUUGUAAUGCAGCAUUCAACCAGUGUUACCUGUUAAAACUGUUUGCAGAUGCUUUAAUUGUAAUCAUUUAAUUUCAUAAACAUCAUUUAAUUGGACAAGAACAGUUUUCAGAUUCACAGGUUGGCUGUAGUUCCCCUUCCCUAUUUCUGUAGGGCGUAUUUCCUUCAACCUCUGCCACUGGGGUGUUGUAUAGUGACCGUUUGGUUUUUGAUGGGCAGCAACCCCUGACGACAGUCCCGCAGAAAGCUGGACAAUAUAUUCAAUGUAACAAAGCCAAUGUGGCAGAGGUUCAAUCUCCAAAAACUGCAAGUAAUGUCAGAACUCUUUUACAGAGAUUGUACAGCACUCGUGUCAUAUAAGUCAGUUUCUUACAGGCUUGUAACUCUGGGCGCCCCCUCCUAAAUUGAUUUAAUCUUACCUACUUAGAGGUAGACAGAUGGAUUGAAAAACAAAUGGUCGUGCUACCACAUCUCUAACAGAUCGCUUUAGCAGACUGCUGUGCUGCCGAAAUCGGGUUUCGAGUGUAUUUGGUGAGAGUGAGGUUUCUGUGUGAGUUGGUCUGUGAAUGAUUGAAAUUAUGUAUAUGAGUGGUGCAGUCCAAAAAAAGUUGAGUUAACAAUGGAUGAUUAAUCAAAUUAUUCACAUGUAUACAGGCACCCUGCACAAAAUUCCACCUGUUUAUUAAUUGUUCUCUACGUGUACGAAUAAAUAAAUAAAACUAAAUGGAGCUUUCAAGGUGCUUGGGGAGGUUCAACAUUUUCAACAUUACCACAACAUUUCAAAAGGUAUGCAGCCUGUGUACAGCUUCUGGAAACUUUCAAACCCCCAAACAUACCAAGUGUCUGUUGGUCUCCCCGCAGUUUUCCUAAACAUUUUAUGUCGGAGGUGUGUUGACAGUUUAGGAGAGAAUCCAUUGCGGUUGUCUAGAGUGUAAUCAGAAGAACGCAAAUCAAGACUGACUUCAAAACCUGAAGUUAUCAAAUGAAUGGGAGACAAAUGCAUUGCGUAUUCAUUGUAUUUUAUGGAGAAAUUAACUGUACCUGUAUCUUUAUUUACCAAUUUCAUUCCAUAUGCCGAGUACACUUUCUUCAUUUCAACUCGGGGUCGAAUCGCUCAUUUUCUGAUGGAUGAAUCUGAAAACAGGAAAAGUGUAAUUUGGUGGUAUUCUUUGGUCCUUAGGAAUUUCCUAAUAUCUUAACCCACAGUCUGACAGAGGAGUGAGCUUAUGUUUUGUGAAUUUUUCCGUAGUUGAUUUCUGAUUUCUUUUGAGUGGGAAGGUUACUACAUGUUUCUUGAAACAAUGGAAAUGGAAGAUGUCAUUAAAUGAAAGUAAACAAAAGUGAUUUGGCUAACUGCGGAAAACAGGUCUUAAGAAAUGGAAAGUCGAUGUGUAUGGCAUUUAUUUUAUAUGAAACGAAAUUAUGGGCAUUAAAGACUAUAGGUCUGGCUAGGGUUCUUAAUAAUUCCUUAGAAAACUUUCAAAAAAUUUCGAAUCAAAUUAAAAAAAAGUUGGAUGUGAUUGUGACUUGAGUGUGUGUCACCCUUACUUAAGUAUACGUACACGGACGUCCUGUAUAGGAUGUGCUGCUACUUCACGUUCAAGUUCAGCUGAAACUUGGUUCUGAAUCAUGUAAAUUGGUACAAUGUGACUUUUCAUAUAUUUUUGCUAUUGACCACUCGAUAAGUGGAUUGGAUUGAUGCAAGGUUCUGCAUGGUUAUCACUCAUGUACAGUCAAAAGGUAGCAAUUAAGUUCAUUGAACUUGUUUUGUUUUCAAGGUGCACUUUACACCGGCAGAAAAUUUAUAACCGUUUAGAUGCUGACCCUUUCGCUGCAGAUGACAUGCAUAGCACGUCAUGUACAUGAUCCCAUAUUGUACGGGUGACGUGCGUAGCACAUCAUGGUCCCAUAUCUUGCAGGAAACGUGCAUAGCACAUCAUGCCCAUCUAAAAUAUUAAUACACCUGCACUUGGUUGCACCCUCUCGGCCGAAAAAUGGCUGCCACAUCAGCGAAAGGGUUGAAGUUCAAUCUAAAUUAAUAACCUGUGGACCAUCCUCCUUUUAGAAUGAAAUCACGUUCUUGCAGUUUCAAUUUAUACCAAAGUCUUUCAUGUGACAGACCACAACAAUAACGUCUUAUGACAAUUUCUAACAAAGUAUUUGUGUAUAGCUAUUUGUUUGGAGUCUCCGGCAAACAUUAUUUCAUUACAGUCUUGUGAACUACAUAUAUAACAAAAUGUGAUCACAAAACAAUUGGAAGAAAAACCUUGGUCCCGGAAACUUGAUAAAGCAAGUUUGGCUGUUCUGUAAACUGGGUCAUGCUUGCAACCAUUUUAUUCCACGAUUUGGGAGCCGAAUGCAAGCAUCAAACUGGUAAACAUUGUCAUUUCUAAUGCACAGAAUGAACUCUCCCAUGAAAAGAAAAUGAGAAAAUGUGACCCUAUCGAGAAAAACCCAGUCAAAGUCGGAAAAAAGACGUAUAAGGUCACAAAAUUUUAAAAAUUCUGUCUUCACGCACAUACCCAGUUUGCUGGAUCUGGGUGAAUUUGAGCAGUCACUUUAUUGGUGUAUGUGGCUGUUGAUGUGGUGGAGAGCGCAUUAGUCCCACCAUACCAGUGGACCCUCCCAUCAUUGCAGUGAAGAUAAUGCCAUCUAAAAUGUUGUCUUGACUACUUGCUUAAAUGAACAGAAUCUUGAUUUUUGACAAUGGGAAUGGCUCAUGGGUUGUCUACCUGCAUAAUAUCAUUAAAUGCUUGCUGGAUGUCCAAUGGGAAUGGAGGGAUAACAGUUAGCAUGGUGCAGUGCAAUUAUGGCACAUGAUAUAAUCACAAGCUGAUGUGUAAUAAUAAUAAUAAUAAUGAUACCGGUAAUUUUGAUAUUAUCAUUAUCAUUCAAAUUUGAGGUGAACUAGACAUUAGUGCUUUCGAUGUGUUUUCUACAUCAUAUUCAUCUGUUGGUCCACAACCGCAUCUGCUUAUUAGUCCUGUGCCCUCAGUUUGGUGUCGCUCCCUGCCGGCAUAUUUCAACUUUAAAGUGAUCAAAAUAUUGUUGUAUAUAACUGGGAUUUAAUUCCAUAUUAGAUUUAUGUGUGGAAUAUGCCAAGGCAGGUGGUUGACUUGGGGCCCAAUGAGAGUGUUUCCUAUUUUGAGGCCCAGAAAGAUGUCGCUCCGGUAUGUUUUCCACCAUGAGACCCACGAUAGGUGUGUUCUCUUUCUCGGGCCAAGAAGGGAUGUUUUCCUGUUUGUAGUGUCGACCAUACACUGCCUCUGUUCUGUUGGUCAUUGUUACGCGUCAUCUGGCCAUGAGGGGAUGAAUUGUCUAAAAGUCCUCAACGAAGGUCAUCGUUUUUGAAUCGCAUAAAAUAAAGAUGCUGCAUUUUUAAA
Messenger RNA from Lineus longissimus, 9405 nucleotides. RefSeq names its product low-density lipoprotein receptor class A domain-containing protein 4-like. The record is from RefSeq and is a predicted model, not a curated record. Lineage: Eukaryota; Metazoa; Nemertea; Pilidiophora; Heteronemertea; Lineidae. Gene Ontology annotation, molecular function: protein binding. The coding region runs from base 123 to 1496 and encodes 457 amino acids. The transcript has 6 exons.